Diabrotica virgifera virgifera (western corn rootworm) is the source of this 2910-nucleotide messenger RNA. RefSeq names its product protein bric-a-brac 1-like. Gene Ontology annotation, cellular component: nucleus. The coding region runs from base 254 to 1408 and encodes 384 amino acids. Lineage: Eukaryota; Metazoa; Arthropoda; Insecta; Coleoptera; Chrysomelidae. Gene Ontology annotation, biological process: regulation of transcription by RNA polymerase II. The transcript has 5 exons. Gene Ontology annotation, molecular function: protein binding. The record is from RefSeq and is a predicted model, not a curated record.
AUUCUGUCUUGUGGAUUGCGGCGAGGCUGAAAAGAGAUGAAGAUGAAAAUUUAGUGACCACACAAGAAAAUAACCGUACCCACAAACUGACCGAACAGGGUAGAACCAAUUCUAAAAUUUAUAAAAAAUGGUGUUUUAACUUUAAUCCGUGCCAUCGCAAAAGUUUAAAACAGUAUGUGAAGUCGUCCACACCGAAAUCCAGUGUCUAUUGUUGUGAUUUUUUUUCAGUACCUUUUUCGCUAGCCAGACGGAAAUGGAAGGUGAACAAUUUUCUUUAUGUUGGAACAACUUCCACAAUAACCUAAGUUCGGGCUUUCAUUCUUUAUUUAAAGAUGAAGAUUUGGUUGACGUGACUCUAGCUGCCGAUGGGAAGUUUUUGAAAGCCCACAAAACCGUUCUUUCCGUGUGUAGCCCCUUUUUCAAAGACUUAUUUAGGGUGAAUCCUUGUAAACAUCCUAUAGUUAUACUGCCCGAAGUUAAUUAUAACGCUUUGAGUAGUCUUUUACAUUUCAUGUACCAGGGAGAGGUUAGUGUAAGUCAGGAAGAGAUUCCUACAUUCAUGAGAGUAGCAGAGAUGUUGAAAGUUAAAGGACUGACAGAUAAUAAUUCAUCCUCUUCAUCAUCUGAAACAAAUGGUUAUACUAAUAGCAGUAGAAGCAGUUUUGGUUAUCAAGACCAAAGGCAGAAUAUCAUGAAGAGACCUAGACCUGUGAAAAAAAUUAUAAGACCUAUGCAACAACUUAGACCUAUAGAACCUAGACCUAUUAUAGAAAGCCCUAAAUUAUCUAAAUCUCCAUCACCACAUCCAUCUCAGCAAUCACAGACUCAGUCUCAUCAUUCACCAGUGCAGGUGCAGACACCUCCCAUUAAAAAGCCACUUUUAGAUAAUGACCUCCCACAGUCUUCGAUAACACCUAUAAUUCCCAAUAUUAUUCCCAAGUUAGAAGAGUAUACGGAACCUUUAAUCAAACCGAAACUAGAGCCUAUUGAUCACCAUGAUGAAGAGAAUACCUCCCAUUCAGGAGAAGACCCCAAUAUGGAUAUAGCUAGUCUUGCGGACAAUCUGCAAGAAGAGCCAUCUGCUUCUCCAUUCUCGUCCUGGCCUCCUUUUGAUAUGCCCCCUCAAAAUCAGGACUCAUCAUCGCCGGGUCCCAUGUUGGUAAAAAGCGGCAGAGGCCAACUAGUACUAAUCCACAACGGCCACAUAUACACGCUCUGUGAUAAAAAAGACAUCUGCACUCUAUGGGUAUGUGUAAAAAAGAAAACCCUCAAUUGUCCUGGAUGUCUCACCACCCUCAACGGCCUCAUCCUACUCUCCUACACGGCGCACAAUCAUCCGCAGAUGCACGACGUGAUCAAAAAGCUACAGAUGCCUUCUGCCAGAGUAUCUCCGGAGCUGAGCCUAUGAGAUAUCUGAUAAUCUUUAUUGUUUACGAGCAGCUGAGUGGAAAAAAGUAUUUGUUUUUUAUUUAGAAAAAAUUUACGCCUAUGGUUACUUUUUAAAAGAACAAGUUUUAUUUUGCGCAGCGAUGUAUAGCCAAAGAACAAUGUUCCUUUUAUUUUUACACUGAUCAGGAAUGAGUCUAGGAAGUUUUUUUCAUAAAUUUGGAAAGUAACGAAAUAAUUUGUUUAUUAAUGCCACAAGAAAAUGCUUUCAAAACUAUAAUAAAUGUAUUUUUGUAUGGUACAAGCAGUUAAGUUCAAAUUAGCUGUGUAUGCCAUAAUUUUCAAAGAUUUAUUAAAAACGGUUCCCCUAAAUUAUUGCUACGCGGGAGUGACUUUACUAAUUUGAUUUUUAGACACUACUAUUAUUUAUUUAAAUAGAAAAAAACCUACUCUGUAUUAUUUUAUUUACAACACCAACUUUACAAAAACAAUAAACACUUAUAUUUAUAUAACAAUAAAACACUGAAAACUUUUGUUUUCUAUACUUACACAAAAUUUAUUAUAACUAUAUGACUACAGCUGUUUCGGCAGAGUGCCUUUCUCAAGUGAUUUAGUUUACAAUGUGUUUGCCUUUUUAAGGUCUUUAAUUAAACGAAGAGGUUGAGGAGUGGGGAGCUGUUUGUCUCUAGUUGGUCAUUCAGAAUUAUAUCUGUAUUUUUUAAUUUAUUAAUUUCCAUAGAUUCUAAUAAAGAUAGCUAAGGCCUUUAUUUUGAAUAUGCAGAAUUUGAAACUCUUCAUUAAAAGAAUGAUUAUGAUCUAGAAGGUGAAGUGCGUAUGUAGAAGUGUCUGUUUUUCUAUUGUUGAAAGCCCUUUUGUAUUCUUCUAUCCGUUUGUCAAAGGUUCUGCCAGUUUGACCGAUGUAAGUUUUCGGACAGUCACCACAAGUUAGUUUGUAGACACCACUCUGUAGUUGUUUUCUCUUUCGGCUCUUAUUUUUCUUAAUAUAUUUGCUUAAGUUGUUAUUAGUUCUGAAAGCUGGUGUUAUUCCUUUCUUUUUUAUGUAUCUGGCUAUGUUUGUUGUUAUCUUGCCAGUAUAUGUGAUAGAGCUAAAGGUACUGGGUUCUUUCUGUGGUGGUGUAUGUAACAAUUACCAGACUACACAACAAACAUGAGUUCUCCGUAUAUCAUAAACCUACACAUACUGACACAACUGUACACAAUUCAUCAUCCCAUCCUACACAACACAAAUUAGCAGCCUACCAUAGCAUGAUACAUAGACUGACAGAAAUUCCCAUGUGAAAAAAUAACUUCGAAAUAGAACUGAACAUCAUUAAACAAAUAGCAGUAAACAAUGGCUAUAACGAACAAACGAUUAAUAAAAUUUUAAACCAAAAACUCCAUAAGAAAGCCCUGAAAUUAGUCUAUCCACCACCACAGAAAGAACCCAGUACCUUCAGCUCUAUCACAUAUACUGGUAAGAUAACAACAAAAAUAGCCAGAUACAUAAAAAAGAAAGGAAUAACA